AUGUAUGUUGUAUCUGAUAGGCAUGAAAGCAUCAUCAAGGCUGUAUCCAAAGUAUAUCCUAAUGUUCCCCAUUUUGCAUGUAUAUGGCAUCUUUGGAAGAAUGUAUACAAUAAAUAUAGAAAGAGUCACAAGGUGCUGAGUGGGGUGUACUAUGCAAUGGCAAAAGCGUAUACACAGGAUGAGUUUGACAUGCUAAUGGAAAAGGUUGAGACGGUGGAUAUUCGUGUAAAGGAUUACUUGGAGUUAGCCGGAAGGGAAAAGUGGUCUAGGCUUUAUGCUCCAGUCAACCGAUCAUGGACAAUGACGUCUAAUAUUGCUGAGUCUAUCAAUUCAGCUCUCGUACAAGCAAGAGAAUUACCAAUAUUUGAUUUUCUGGAAGAAGUUAGGAUUAUGUUUGGGCGCUGGAAUUUCACUAACCGACAAAAUGGUUCAUAUACAUUCACAACACUUGGGAAGAAAUUCAAUGAAAUGCUUACCAUUAAUGAGCGUAAAUCUGCACGCAUGACGGUUAUACCAUCAACCGAAUAUGUGCACACGGUAAUUGAUGAGGGGCGGCGUUUCAUAGUUUGUAUUCAAAAGAAGACAUGCAGUUGCAAAGAGUUUCAGAUGGAGGAGAUUCCCUGCCCACAUGCCUGGGCUGUUCUUAAGAAAAAAAAUCUCACAGCCGACAACUAUUGCUCAAAAAUAUACAAACCUGAAACUGUGAUGAAGACUUAUGAUAUCCCAGUUUAUCCUCUACCCGAUGAGAGUGAAUGGAAAAUACCUGGCUACAUUUUGGAAGAGGCAACUCCAAGAUUAAGUGAAGACAAAAUGAAACAGUGUGUUGAUCCAAAGCUAAAUAAUGACUGUCCUGCAAAAGCAAUUGCCAAUAUUUUAUGUAUAAUUUCCUCUGAGAUGGCAGCAGUAGCAGCACUUUGUGUUCAAUAUGAGGCAGAUUUUUGGCCAAAUAUGACCAUAGUUGUUAAGGCACUGCAACCACUUCUCAAUGCAAAACCUGCAGGACCUGAGUCUAAUACAUAG
This is a messenger RNA of Lycium barbarum (goji berry), 1020 nucleotides long. RefSeq lists its product as uncharacterized. Lineage: Eukaryota; Viridiplantae; Streptophyta; Magnoliopsida; Solanales; Solanaceae. The transcript is spliced from 4 exons. The coding region runs from base 1 to 1020 and encodes 339 amino acids. Gene Ontology annotation, biological process: DNA transposition. The record is from RefSeq and is a predicted model, not a curated record. Gene Ontology annotation, molecular function: transposase activity; DNA binding; zinc ion binding.